This is a messenger RNA of Dendronephthya gigantea, 1996 nucleotides long. RefSeq lists its product as uncharacterized. The record is from RefSeq and is a predicted model, not a curated record. The coding region runs from base 407 to 1561 and encodes 384 amino acids. The transcript has 7 exons. Lineage: Eukaryota; Metazoa; Cnidaria; Anthozoa; Malacalcyonacea; Nephtheidae.
CUUGCGUUUUUGAGAAAAAGUACCCCAAAAAUGGCGGCAUAUUCGUCAUCGUGAGAAAGGCUAAUUAUGUUAAUUAUGGUAACAAUAGUCUCAAUUUUCGAAGGUAAUUUGUUAUUGUCGUAAUAGGGUAUUUUAAACAAUAGUACAAUGCAUUGGUCAGACCGGAAGUUAUUGAAAUGACUUGCAUAAUACACCCUAGAGUCUCAAACCCAGACAAGUAUAAAUGCUUGCAAGCAUAGAAGCUCAUUGGAUUCCAGGCUGAAAGUACAAGUAAAUAAAAAACAAGCAUGCCCGAUCGUAGACCGUAAAAUUUAAUAUCUUUGUGUCAAUUUCUGCUGACACAGUGACACGAGCUAUUGACAAAGCAGAGGUGUCAGGAAUAUAAAUUCGAGUGGUUACCAUAUAAAUGCAAGAAGGUAUGUUGGCUUUCAAGCAUUCAAAACAGCUUCUCCAAAUGAAAAUGACGCUACUUUUGCACCAGAUAUCUACAGUGGCAGCCUGUGGACUUAUUCUCCUUCUCUGUUUGCAGCCAGUAUCGUCAGUACCGACUCUAACAAAAUCAGGCGAACCAAAAAGUAUUCUAUUAACAAAUAAAUCAUUUGAGUUCCAAUGUACUGCAACGGGAACACCCAGUGAACUUGCUGGUGCUAAAUUCACGUGGCGAGGACCAGAUGACGUUUCUAUCCCAGGAAAUGAUGAUAAAGGAAAUAUCACAAUGGAAAGUGGAGCUGAAAAUGUGACAAGUAUUUUAAGGGUAUCAAAACCACCAGAUUACCCACGUCCACCAUCUUUGAAAUAUUUUAUGUGUGAAGUAAAUGGGAUCCAACUGAGUUUUCCGGUCUACAUUGUGAAAGAGAAAGCAAUUCCAAAGAUACACCCAAUUCAACUAAAUCGCACAAGGCACAAAGAAACAGUUCUCGUGAAAUGUGAUGCAUCAUAUGAAAAUGAGAACAAUGGAAUAGCAAGAAAAUUCAAUGUUAAUUUGAGCUGGUUAAAAGAUGGCAAACUCCUUGCAAACAAAACAGUCGAAUAUAAAACUGGAAACCAGAUUGUGAGCCUCAAUCACACGGUAACAGUCAACGAUCAAGAGGAUACUGGAAUUUACAUUUGUCAGUCACAAUUAGCCCUGAAAGAUAAAACAGAUUCAGUUACUGAAUCUAAAAAUUUUGAAUUACGGACUCUUCUGUAUCUUAAUGGUCCAAAAAAGAAAGCAGUGAAAGCUAUUGUUGGCAGUGAUUUUAAACUGCGCUGUGAUGUCACUGAUGUGCUUGGCUAUCCUAUAACCUAUCAAUGGCGUGAUGAAGAUUGUUUAAUUGGUGUUGGAAAAAAUUGCACAGAUCUUCGAAUCAGACAGAAAAACAACUUCUUGUAUAUCGAUGAUAUUGGCUAUAAGGAUCAAAAGAAAUAUACAUGUGUGGGAAGUGUUGGUGGAAAUCAAUCUCUCAAACAAAAUAUCAUUUUAAAAGUUCAAUCUUCACAAGGAACCCGUGCUCAGUUAACCAGACUCACAACUAUACUUUUGAUAUGUAUGUAUACAUUUUGUUUCCUCGAAUGGUUGUAAGAUGAUAAAUGAAACGUUUUCAUCAAAUUCCUUGCGGUUUACUCAGGGAUUUGAGCAUUGUCUUGACAACUCGAUUGUCUUAACAAUCUUUUAAUUUUCACUAAUUUUAAUUUUAUUAAUUUUUACUAAUGUUAUAUGCUAUAGAAUGACAUAGACUUAGAAGACCAUUCAAUUAUUAUGUAUGUCUGAUAUUUCUCUUUGAAAACAGAACUUUUCUUACGUUAACAUGCAUGCGUGGAUAAUAAAAGUAAUUGGGAAGGGUAUAACUUCAUUAAGGGUACAGUGUAAGUAAAAGUUGGUACUUUAGUUCCAUCUCUGUAUCUAUUACGUACUCUGUGUUAAGGGUACAUACGGACGUCAUAGAGGUAUAUACGGAUAAUCCGAGGUGUAGAAUAGGAUUAUAACCUGCUUUGAAUAUAUUGUUCUUCGCUGGAA